AUGAGUAGCUCGUCCCCAAGCCUGCAAUCCUGCCUCGCUUCUGCAAAGGCAAAAAAACAAGAGCUCGAGACGACGGCGGCAGAUACAAACAGCCCCGCGUUCCGGGAAGAGCUCAGCAAAGCUAUAUCUGCCUUUGAGCAGUGCCAGAAACUCAUACAGCAGCUGUCGUUGUUCAGUCCCAAUGAAUCAGCGGAAGACAUAACUACCGGAGAUUUACAGUUUUUGACAGUCCCAUACCUACUCGCCGAACUACACCAACGGUCUUACAGUACGGAUCGUCUUAAAACACUCCAGCAGACGCGAGAUGAAUAUGAAAGGUUUCUUGAAGCACUAGACCAAUACGACCUUCUCUCGCCUUCAAAUAAAAAGCUCUACGAACAGUACCUUGAACAGCCGGAGUCGUUCAGCCUGACUCCUACCAAUGAUGCAUCGGCUCGCAGGCAAGUGAAAAUAACGAGAUUCAAGGAAGAGAAGGAGCUUAGGCGGAAAUUAGAGUACCUUUCGCAAAACAGGGAUUCGAGUCACAACGACGAUGACCUAGUACGGCAGGUGUACCUCGCGGAAAUCAAUUUCUACACGCACCGAACUUUCCAAUCCCUGGAUAUGCUGGCGCAAGAACUAUCCAUGCUUAAAGCAGCUCAGUCGCUUCCCCCAGUCCAAAGAACAGACGAACGCAAACCAGGGCUUUCAGACGGGAAGGAAACGGGAUAUUCCGACCGUCUUGACAUGAUUGGUUCGCAGAUGGGUCGUGGUCGGUAUAGCGGGGUGCUGCUGAGCCCAGACGGUAAACCACUUCAGCCGUUUACCUUGACAAGCCGGAGAACCGAUAUUCAAAGGGGCGUAUUCCGACCGGGACACAAUCUCCCUACGAUGAGCAUCGAUGACUACUUGGAAGAGGAGAGGAGACGGGGUGGUAUCAUUGAAGGUGGUGGUGAAAAGUCGGGUAUCCCAAAGGAGAUUGACGAAGAUGAUUUUGAAAAGGCUGAUGAGGAGACUCUUAAGGCGAGGGCCUGGGAUGAGUUUACAGAGGCUAAUCCUAGGGGUUCCGGAAAUACUUUGAAUCGGGGCUAG
This is a messenger RNA of Trichophyton rubrum CBS 118892, 1071 nucleotides long. RefSeq lists its product as uncharacterized. The transcript has 3 exons. Gene Ontology annotation, cellular component: cytosol. Bases 1 to 1071 code for a protein of 356 amino acids. The record is from RefSeq and is a predicted model, not a curated record. Gene Ontology annotation, biological process: regulation of signal transduction; regulation of dephosphorylation. Gene Ontology annotation, molecular function: protein phosphatase 2A binding. Lineage: Eukaryota; Fungi; Ascomycota; Eurotiomycetes; Onygenales; Arthrodermataceae.